ACAGAUCCCUCCCCUUCCAUUUAUUCCCCACUGCUGACCUGAGCCUGAGCCUAAGGGAGAAGGAGGAGGCUUCGGGAGCAGGUGUAUAUGUGUCAGUCUACUCCUCCACAGGGAUGCAAAACCUCUCCACAGGGAAGUCGCUGCCUCACUGCCUCAGACACAGUGCGCAGUUUCCAACAGCCGCCACAUAUAGACCAUACACACACACACACAGGCCAACAACCACCCAAAGGAUCAACAAACCAGAGCCAGACAGAGAAGAGAGGAAUAAGGACCACCUGCCUCCAACAUUCAGAUGAGUACAUGCUGGAACUAGAAGAGGAGAAUCAGAAAGACCUGGCGUAGAUGUUUAGUCUCUGAGUCUCACACCAAAGGCAGGACAACAGAGCUCAGGGCUGUUGAGCUUUUCCCAGGACAGACUGUUGAGAACACUGUGAGAAAGAGAGGGAGAUAGAGGAGCUGAAGGACCAAAGGAGAAGCAGAGUGAGAGGAUGCCCAACGCGGCGCUGGAGGUGGCGGCCCUGUGCCUGACGCUCAUCGGCCUCAUCGGCUGUGCAGCCAGUACGGGCAUGCCGCAGUGGCGUGUGACGGCCUUUAUUGGCGAGAACAUCAUCGUCAUGGAGACGCGCUACGAGGGCUUGUGGAUGAACUGCUUCCGGCAGGCGGACAUCCGCAUGCAGUGCAAGGUGUACGACUCGCUGCUGGCCCUGCCACCGGACCUCCAGGCGGCCCGAGGGCUGAUGUGCUGCGCGGUGGCGCUGGGUGGCCUGGGCUUCCUGGUCAGCAUCGUGGGCAUGCAGUGCACAGGCUGCAUCCGCGACAACGACGGCGCCAAGCGCAUGGUGCUCAUCAUCGCCGGCUGCAUGGUGAUUGGCGCGUGCAUCUGCUGCAUCGUCCCCGUCUCCUGGACGGGCCACGUCAUCAUCCGCGACUUCUACAACCCGCUGCUGAUCGACGCGCAGCGCCGCGAGCUCGGCGAGGCGCUCUACAUCGGCUGGGUGUCCGCCGCCUUCCUGUUCGCCGGCGGCUGCGUGUUCGUCUGCUGCAGCAUUCCCCGCGACGACGACUACGACGACCCACGGAAGGCGUACCGCAAGGCCCCGUACACGCCCUACGUGUCCUACACGCCUCAGCCACUGCUGCCCGCACCCGUGGCCAGGCCCCAGACCAUGUACAGCUACCCAUCCCGGCAGCCCUCCGUGCAGUACUCCGUACAGCCCUCCAGACAGCCCUCAUUCCAGCAUUCCAUCCCGCAGUCCCUGCCGCCGUCCAUGCCGCCGUCCAGGCAGCCGUCCCUGCAGCCCUUCAGGCACCCGUCAAUCCACAGCAAAGUGGCCUAUCUGUAGACGUCCAGCACCAGCCACAGACCUCAGCAGACCUGGAGCAUGGAGCCAUAGCUGCCUCCGGACUGGAUCUGUUCUUUGUCCCACAUUUCAUCUUAAAUAAGGAAGUAAUGACUUUUACAGUAUGACUGUGGAAGAGAUUUUGUAUUCUACAUGAUUUACUUUUACAUUUCAACACUAUAGACACAGUCCUAGAUGGUGAAAGAAGGAUUGGGAAUUGUGUCAUAACCUGAUUCUCUGCUUACAAAAAAACAUCAGCAAUUAUUGGUAGGUAUAGAAUUCCAAGAGAAAAUCUAACAUUAUUUUUGGUAAGUUGUUAAUCAACUGCCUGUUAAUGCACACAGUUGACAGAAAUUCCUGAAUGAUGACCUUCAUUUUGUUCACAAGUGUGCAAAAAGCCACUGAUAUUUGAUAUGGCAUUGAAUAUACAGAGUACAGUAUACUUUCUUGCAGUUUCAGUUAUUUACAUUCUUUGCAUUAAAACAUUUACAUUCAAAUUGACACUUUGUUCAAAAACAUUAACAACAUUUUGUUAGUAAUUUAAUAAAAAAUUAUAUUUGUUAGCAUAGCAUGCGGGGAGAAUGUGGUGACAUAGCAAGUCUUUGUUUUCCUUCUCUUUGUCUUGAGUGUUGUUUACAGGAGUGUCAUGGUGAUCUGUGUGUCCUACGGCCUCAGUAUCUGUUGAGGACAAGCCUGGAUUACAUGUGGAGUGCUGUUCUACAGCAAAGUGAAUGAGGGUGUUACACAUUUUUAAUGUUGAUGUAUUGCCUCAGUUGAUAUGUUUUAUAAUGUGGGACGUGGGUGUCAAUUAAUUAAUGUCUUCAAAAGAGUUGUUGUCUACAGCAGGAGACAUUUAUCUAGCACUUCCUUGUAGAAACGCAGCAUGUUAUGGUCCAUGACUACAGCAACAGGGUUUGCCUGGGGCAACAUCCUAGUCAAUGGUUACUUAACUAAGGACUGGCCAUAAUGGGGACAAAAGCAUUGGUAUGAGUAGUUUGACCAUUUAGGUAAAAAGAAAGGUACACAGGCUGACUAAGGGUCUAACAAAAUAACAGGUUGUGUAUGUAAGAAUAAAAUCUGAGUUAGUGACAGUUUAGCGAUCAAACAGGCGAAGGCCACUCCCAUUCACAUAGCUAUUUGUUUAAAGAUUACUAACAGUGACACUGCAGGAAGACUGACUUAAAAAUAGUUUAACACUCCCAAAAGUUUGUAAGUGGACCAUAGAUUAAUGAUUAAUGUAUAACUUGGUGUAAAAUAAAGUUUCACACAUGAUUUGA
Molecule: messenger RNA, 2620 nt
Organism: Alosa alosa (allis shad)
Lineage: Eukaryota; Metazoa; Chordata; Actinopteri; Clupeiformes; Clupeidae
Gene: cldn8.1
Product: claudin 8.1
Exons: 1
Coding region: 492-1346 (284 amino acids)
Biological process (GO): cell adhesion; bicellular tight junction assembly
Cellular component (GO): plasma membrane; bicellular tight junction
Molecular function (GO): structural molecule activity
Source: RefSeq, a predicted model, not a curated record